This is a messenger RNA of Alternaria atra, 1542 nucleotides long. RefSeq lists its product as uncharacterized. Gene Ontology annotation, biological process: ketone body catabolic process. Lineage: Eukaryota; Fungi; Ascomycota; Dothideomycetes; Pleosporales; Pleosporaceae. Gene Ontology annotation, molecular function: succinyl-CoA:3-oxo-acid CoA-transferase activity. The record is from RefSeq and is a predicted model, not a curated record. Bases 1 to 1542 code for a protein of 513 amino acids. The transcript has 5 exons.
AUGCAACGUUCUCUUCUCUUUUCGGCACGCCGCCGUGGUCCAGCGACGGGCAUGCGGUUCUUCUCUGCGAGCGCGUCCCGACCAGCCAUCAACAAGAUCGUCUCCUCCGCACAAGAAGCUAUCAAGGACAUGAAGUCCGAUACCACCGUAUUGGUUGGUGGAUUCGGCUUUUCAGGAGUCCCAAACACCCUCAUCAAUGCUCUGCGCGAUCGAAGCGACCUCAAAAACUUUACGGUUGUGAGCAAUAAUGCUGGUAUGCCGGGUGUCGGGCUGGGCCAGCUCCUGGAGACGAAGCAGAUUGGAACGAUGAUUGCGAGUUACAUUGGAGAUAACAAGGUGUUUGAGCAGAUGUAUCUCAAGGGGCAAUUGAGUCUGCAAUUGACUCCUCAGGGCACGAUUGCGGAGAAGUGUGCUGCUGGUGCUGCGGGUGUGCCCGCUUUCUACACGCCGGCGGCUUAUGGAACGAUAGUACAAACCGGCGAACUCCCAGUGCGAUACAACACCGACGGCACUAUCGCGAAGAUGGCCCCUCCCAAAGAAACCCGCGAGUUCAAUGGCAAAUCCUACGUCAUGGAAGAAGCCAUUUUUGGCGACUACGCCUUCGUCAAAGUCGCGAAAGCCGAUCGUCUCGGCAACUGUCAAUUCCGCAAAGCACAAAACAACUUCAACGAGGCGAUGGGCAAGAACGCGAAGAUGACAAUUGUCGAAGCAGAUGAGAUUGUUGAGGAUGGAGAGAUUGCACCAGAAGACAUCCAUCUCCAGGGCAUAUACGUGAAGAGGGUGAUCAAGAGCACAGUCGGCAAGGAGAUCGAGAGGAAGGUGUUCUGGAAGAGUCCAGAGGAGCAGAAGAAGGCGCUUUUGGAAGGUGGUUCAACCGAAGCAUCACAAAAGCGUGAGCGCAUCAUUAAGCGCGCGGCUCAAGAACUAAAGGAUGGCAUGUAUGUCAACCUUGGCAUUGGCAUGCCGCUAGCAGCGCCUGCGUUUCUACCCGAGGGAACUGAAAUCGUACUGGAGUCAGAGAACGGUAUCUUGGGCAUGGGCCGGUAUCCCAAGCCUGGCGAGGAAGAUCCUGACCUUAUCAACGCCGGAAAAGAGACUGUUACUCUGAUCAAGGGCGCAUCUACGUUCGGUAGCCACGAGUCCUUUGGCAUGAUCCGAUCAGGGCGGAUAGACGUCGCCAUGCUGGGCGCUAUGCAAGUCAACCAAUACGGAGAUCUUGCAAACUUUAUGCUUCCCGGAAAAGUAAAGGGCAUUGGUGGUGCCAUGGACCUCGUUGCGAACCCCACACAGACCAAAGUCGUCAUCACUAUGGAACACGUCGACAAGAAGGGCAACCCCAAGAUCUUGAACCAAUGCACAUUCCCUCUCACUGGACAGAAGUGUGUAAGCACUAUCAUUACUGACUUGGCAGUAUUUGACUGCGAUCGCGUUGAAGGGUUGACGCUGAAGGAGUAUGCAAAGGGCGUUACCGUGGAUGAGAUCCGGAGUAAGACAGAAGCGCCAUUCAAAGUUAGCGAGGACCUGAAGGAGAUGAGCGUGUAG